Molecule: messenger RNA, 1410 nt
Organism: Bradysia coprophila
Lineage: Eukaryota; Metazoa; Arthropoda; Insecta; Diptera; Sciaridae
Source: RefSeq, a predicted model, not a curated record
ACCCGCGAAAAAGGAAGAUUACUUAAAUGUUGAUUGGGCUCCCAAUCAAAAUUUGGGACGCUAUGCAAAGAACCAAAAUGUUUGGAAGUACUACCUUGCUUCCAAAAGUCGUAAUGGGAAACCUCGCCUGAACAACACUACAUCUAAUGGUCAAGAGACCAUGUCGUCGAGUCUACCCGAAAAAUCGGUUUCACAUCUGCUCUCAACAUAUGACGUAGCCCCGGGCACACUUACAUUAACUCUAAACAGCAGCCAAUCAAAUGCCAAGUCACCAGUGGGAGCGAAUACUCUGAACUCACUUGUGCCUGUGCCUGAAAAGAAAAGAAAAAGAAUUGAAAUUAUCGAACAGAAAUUUUUUUUUCCAAUGGAGAUCCAGACUGAACUGACAAUGACCGAUAUAAGUUAUCUGUUCCAGCAAUAUCAAGGUUUAGUUCAAGACAGAGAAAAGAUGCUGUUGCAGAUCUCAAAUUUGAAAUUGGAUUACGACUACUUCCGAGGUAACGAUAAAAAGACUUUGUUUUACACUGGGCUGCCUACUUGGAAGUUGUUAAAUCAUUUAUUUAAGUGGGUUGAGCCGUUUUUGCCAGAGCAUGGAAAUGCGAAACUGUCUCCUUUUCAAAUGUUUGUUUUAACGUUGAUGAAGCUUCGACUCAAUCUUCUCUUUACGGACCUAGCUUACAGAUUCGAAAUUCAAGUAAGCACGGCCUCAAACUAUUUCCAUCGAUGCAUAUACAUUUUAUACAAAAAGUUUUUCGGUUCUAAGUUAAUUUUCUGGCCUGAUGAUCAAUAUUUGAUUAUAAACACCCCGAGCUAUUUUCGAAGUCAUUUAAAGGAUAAAAUUACAGUUGUUGUCGACUGUUUCGAACUUUUCAUUGAGAGAUCAUCAGUUUUGCGUGCACUAGCACAGGCUUGGUCCACCUAUAAACACCAUGUUACCAUCAAAUUUUUAAUUGGCAUAAGCAUGUCAGGCGCAAUCAUUUUCAUAUCGCCAGCAUUUGGGGGUAGAGCUAGCGAUAAAGAGAUUACCCUUAAAAGUGGUUUCCUUAACUUUCUUAAAAAAAAUAAUCUCGUGUUGGCCGACAAGGGAUUUCUUGUUGAAGAAGAAAUCAAAAAGACCGGGGCUUCUCUACGUAUGCCUUGCUUUGUCAAAAAUGUUAAACAAUUGGCCCCGACGGACGUUGAGCACACAAGAGAAACUGCUAACUUGAGAAUUCAUGUGGAAAGACUUAUUUCGGUCCUUCGACAAAAAUUCAAUAUUUGCUCAGAUUUGGCUCCUAUGUCAGCCAUAUCGAAGAAAAACGAUUAUUAUAAUAACGACCUCUACGAUAAAAUUGUAUACAUUUGUUGUUGUUUAGUCAAUUUGUGUCCUCCGACCAUUGUUAAUAACUUUGAAAUGUAAAUACAUGUUAA